AAGCGAGGGAACGGGAGAAAAAGAGUAUGAACACGAGCGGGGAACAAGUGAAAGCGGGAACAGGAGCAAAGUGGAGGAAAGCAAGAAUGGGCAAAAAAGAAACGGAAUGGGUAUGGAGCAAGAGCGAGGGAACGGAAUCGAGCGAGGGAAUGGGAUCGAGCGAAGAAACGGGAUCAAGAGAGGGAACGGGAUCAAGAGUGGGAACGGGAUCAAAAAUGGGAGCAGGAUCAAGAAUGGAAAUAGAAGCGAGGGGAACGGGAGAAAAAGAGAGGGAAAGGCGAAAGCGGGAACGGGCGAAAAAGAAACGGAAUGGGUAUGGAGCAAGAACAAGGGAACGGAAUCAAGCGAGGGAACGGGAUCAAGCGAGGGAACGGGAUCAAGCGAGGGAACGGGAUCAAGAGUGGGAACGGGAUCAAGAGUGGGGGCGGGACCAAGAGUGGAAACGGGAUCAAGAAUGGAAAUAG
Messenger RNA from Acaulospora morrowiae, 464 nucleotides. The record is from the annotation of a GenBank genome assembly. Lineage: Eukaryota; Fungi; Glomeromycota; Glomeromycetes; Diversisporales; Acaulosporaceae.